AUGAUAAUAAAGUCUAAAGCUACAGUAACUAAGAUUAAAUUGCCUCAAUUAGCUAUGAGUCAUAUUCGUGAAAGAUCUACUAGACAUUCAAAAACUAGAUCUUUAAAUCCAACUCAAUCUCCAAUUUCUAAAAUGUUAUAACCAACAACUCCUUUACAUUCAACUCAUCAUAAAAAUUCAUCCUAUUAUCAUUAUUCUAGUAUAAUGAAAAUAGAAUAAACACCUCUUAAUGAUGGUGAAAUGUUUAAUUGCUUAUAUAAGCCACUUGAUGUUGCACCUUCAACUAAAAAUAAAGAAAGUGGUCUAAAGCGUAUGCGUAAUAGUAGCAAUGAGAACUUCUAAAAUAAUUUUAUGAUAUCUAGAGAUCCUCGUAGAAGCGCACCUGAUUUAGACUUGUAUCCUAAUUACUUGAUAAAACCUCAGUAAUAAAAUAAAACUAAGAGAAUUGAAAUAAGAGAAAAAAUUAUGGAGAUAUAUAAUUAAGUAGAGAAGUUAUUGCAAAACCAUAAAGGCUAUGUUAGAUAAAUCGAUAAAAAGUAAGUUGUUAUUACAUUAGUAAAAUUAAGAAAAGAAUUUAUACUUUUAAAUUAAGAUUAUAAUGAUUAUUAUAUAUUACCACAAGCAGAACCAGAUGUUGAAUUUCAAAAUAGAAUAGAAAUGUUAAUAUAAUUAUUUUAACCAAAUAAAUUAUAACGAACUAACAGAAUCAAUUUACUUAAUUUUGAUGACUCAUUCAAUGCAGCUGAACAAAGUUAAAUUAUGCAACUAAUGUCAGAUUAGUUAAGUGAUCAAGAUUAAUAUAAUACAACCUCUCAUUAAUCUUGUGAAAACUUAUCAGAAGUGUCUGCAGCUGUCAGUUAAACCAAAAGAAAUGCAUAAUAAAACAGAACUAUUAAGGUUUCUGUGUCUAGAUAAUCAAAGUUAAUCAAUCCCUUAGAGUUAUUAUAAAUUUAACAAACAAAAGUUGAUUCAUAAAAAUAAAAACGCAAAACUAUUAAAUAAGAUUUCAAAGGAGAAUCUAAAAAUUAAAUUCCUCGUAAAUAUACCAAAUUAAGUAUUGAAGAUAUCACUGAUCCUAAAGAGAAGAAUAUUAAUAUUAAUUAUUCAGAUGAUGAAGAUUAACCAAGUGAAAAUGGAACAGCAGACAAAGGCACAGAUACAAAGAGAAAAGUUAGGAGAGACGCAAAAUUAAUAAUCAGAAAAAAUGCCAUUUUUGGUGCUAAUGGUCAAUAAAUUGAUAAAAAAAAUUGUAGAAUAAAUACUGAUGGUUAAUUGGUUAGUGAUUAAAUGUCAGAUUAAGAAAAAUCUAGUGAUAAUAGAAGAUAAUCAGAAGAAACAAAUCGAAAUGGAUUAGAAAAUAGAGAAGAUUUAUUAUCCAAUUAAGAACAAAUUGAAGAAAUCUUAAAUUAAGUUGAGAAUGAAUUGAUUACUUAUCAAAAAGGAGAUGAAAAUGAUAAUUUAAGAAGGAGAUCAAAUCCUAUGCAAUUUGAUAUCAAUUUUAAUUAGUAAACCAAAAACAAAUUUCAACAUUAACAAAACAAAUAUGAUCAAAAUCUUAUCAUCAAAUAAAGUUAAAUUUACAAAACAGAACCUGAAUUUUUAAAUUAAAUAAUUGAUGAAACCGGUUUGAUCUAAGCUUUAUACAAUUGUCAAUAUAUAUAUGAUUCUAGAAUAUUGGAUCUAUAUAGAAUAGACAAAUAAUAUACUACAUGGGAUGAUGAUAUAGAUUAUAUCUACUGUGGGGAGUAUUAAUUUAGAUGA
This is a messenger RNA of Paramecium sonneborni, 1761 nucleotides long. The record is from the annotation of a GenBank genome assembly. Lineage: Eukaryota; Ciliophora; Oligohymenophorea; Peniculida; Parameciidae.